Molecule: messenger RNA, 1347 nt
Organism: Magallana angulata
Lineage: Eukaryota; Metazoa; Mollusca; Bivalvia; Ostreida; Ostreidae
Exons: 1
Coding region: 1-1347 (448 amino acids)
Biological process (GO): DNA integration
Molecular function (GO): nucleic acid binding
Source: RefSeq, a predicted model, not a curated record
AUGGUUCAACAUGAAGUUUUCGCACAGGAGAUAAUGUGUUUACAAUCACGGAAGUCAUUGCCAAGAAAUAGCAGUCUCAUCGCAUUAAAUCCAAUAAUCGAUGAAAAAGGUUUACUACGGGUAGGAGGUCGUUUGAAAAGAGGAUACCUGAGUAUCAAUGAGAGGCACCCACUAAUCAUCCCAAAGAAUCAUCAUGUGGCUAUACUGCUUGUACGACAUUUCCAUGAAGCAGUAAAACACCAAGGUAGACAUUUCACGGCCGGAGCCCUGCAAUCUGCAGGGUAUUGGAUCAUUGGAGGAAAGCGCUUGAUAUCAUCUCUGCUACACAAAUGCAUAAAGUGUCGGCGUCUACGCGGCAAAUACCAAUGUCAACUGAUGUCCGACUUACCUGCAGACCGACUACAGCCAAGUCCUCCUUUCACCUUCAUCGGGCUAGAUACCUUAGGACCAUGGAGCAUUGUGACUCGUAAAACAAGAGGAGGAGCCUCCAACAGCAAGCGUUGGGCCGUUCUCUUUACUUGCCUUUACACUAGAGCUAUCCACAUAGAGGUGAUCGAGGAAUUAUCAUCAUCCUCUUUCAUCAACUGUUUGCGAAGAUUCAUCUCUCUCAGGGGCAAUGUGAAGGAAAUCCGCUCUGACCGGGGAUCCAAUUUUGUGGGAGCAACUGAAGACCUUGAUGUCAACGUCAUUAACGUGGAAGACAAUCCUGUUCGAGAAUUUCUGUACGACCAGAAGGUGACGUGGAUUUUCAACCCCCCACAUUCCUCCCACAUGGGUGGAGUGUGGGAGCGGAUGAUUGGCAUUGCGAGGAGAAUACUCGACUCUAUGCUUAUGGACUUACAUUCAAGACAUCUCACUCAUGAGGUAUUGACUACUCUAAUGGCUGAAGUAUGUGCCAUCGUGAAUUCUAGGCCAAUUGCACCUGUGUGUUCUGACCCUGAAUCUCCAGUGAUCCUCAGCCCAAACAUGUUACUUACACAAAAGUCGGGAGAAAUUUCAACAAACUUUGUACAGCAAGAUAUCAAAGAUUUGUACAAAGCACAAUGGCGGUGCGUUCAGCACUUGGCAAAUAUUUUCUGGGACCGUUGGAAGAAGGAAUAUUUACAAGCGCUCCAAUCGAGGACCAAAUGGCAGUCUGUGGUUCCAGAUCUAUGUGUUGGAGACAUUGUACUUCUUAAAGACCAGACAACUGCACGGAUCGAGUGGCCGAUUGGAAUCAUUACCAAUGCUAUAAAGAGUGUCGAUGGCCGGGUCUGCAAAGUCCAAGUCAAGGUAUCAAGAGAUGGGAAACCAAUUGUAUACACGAGACCCAUAUCAGACAUUAUUCUCUUAAUACAUGACGAGUGA